Brassica napus (rape) is the source of this 1785-nucleotide messenger RNA. RefSeq lists its product as uncharacterized. The coding region runs from base 1 to 1785 and encodes 594 amino acids. Lineage: Eukaryota; Viridiplantae; Streptophyta; Magnoliopsida; Brassicales; Brassicaceae. The record is from RefSeq and is a predicted model, not a curated record. The transcript has 5 exons. Gene Ontology annotation, molecular function: catalytic activity.
AUGACGUUUGUUUAUGGUGACCCUGUUUUGGAAAGACGAGAUCAAGUUUGGGAACGUCUUACACGUUUCUCAACAACUAGAACUGGACCUUGGUUCAUGAUUGGAGAUUUCAAUGAAAUCACGGGUCACAAUGAGAAGGAAGGAGGGAGACAGCGUUCUAAUAGCUCGUUCCUACCCUUUAAGCAAAUGCUUGCAGACUGUGGGAUGUUAGAGUUUCCUUUUACAGGGGACAUGCUUUCAUGGGUAGGGAAGAGAGCAGGACGUGUAACUGUUCGAUGUCGUCUAGACAGAGCAGUAGGAAAUGCUGAUUGGCAUGAGAAGUUCCCACACUCUAAUGCCAAGUACUUGACAUUUUGGGGAUCGGACCAUCGUCCGAUUCUUGCUGAGAUACUGACAAAGCCAACGAGAAGAUCAAAGAAAUUCAAAUUUGAUAGGAGAUGGCUAGACAAUAAAGAACUGAGGCAAGUCAUUCUUAAGGGAUGGAAAUCUCCUGAUCUACCCCCAAAUGCGACUAUAAUGGAACAUAUCUCUAGUUGUCGAAAAGCCUUGAACGACAAUGCGACGACGGAGGAAAUUGCAGCAGCGUUGAAGAAACUCUCUGAUGCUCUUAAGGCAGAAGAAAUGUUCUGGAAACAGAAAAUUGAGGAUGAGGAAAGCCUGGUAGCCAUUGCUACUAGCUAUUUUCGGCAAAUCUUCGAAUCAACUACACCAGAAGACAUUGAAGAGGCGCUAUCUGAAGUUCUUACGACAAUCACAGGAUCAAUGAAUGACAGCCUCACAGCUCCUGUUUCUGAAUGGGAGGUUAAAUUAGCUCUCUUUGCUAUGCAUCCGGAUAAGGCGCCGGGACCAGAGGGGAUGACUGCACUUUUUUACCAACAGUUUUGGGAUAUAGUCAAGCAGGAUUUAACUCUUAUGUUUCGACCCAUAAGCUUGUGUAAUGUUAGCUACAAGAUCGUCUCGAAGGUCUUAUGCCAGAGAGUAAAGAAAGUCUUGCCAGGAUUGAUAUCAGAAACCCAGUCGGCCUUUGUUGCUGGAAGACAGAUUUCAGAUAAUAUCAUGAUUGCUCAAGAGAUGUUUCAUGCCCUACGAACUAAACCGAGUGGACGUAAUAAGAGGAUGGCCAUCAAGACGGAUAUGAGUAAGGCAUAUGAUAGGAUGGAAUGGUCGUUUAUCGAAGCUGUGAUGCGUAAGAUGGGAUUCUCUGAGACAUGGAUCACCUGGAUUAUGAGGUGCAUUACGUCGGCGGAGCCCUGUGAAUGUGAGGAAGUAAUGAAAGUAGUCAAGAAAUAUGGUAAAGCAUCUGGCCAAUGUAUAAACUUUGACAAGUCUUCCUUACUCUUUGGUAAGAGGAUUAAUGCAGCCACCCGGCAAGAGGUUAAAGAUACACUUGGAAUACACAACGAUGGAGGGAUGGGAAAGUACUUGGCGAUCCCAGAGGAUAUUAGUGGUUCUAAAUGUAAACUUUUUGCAUUUUUAAAGGAUAAUCUGAUGCAUAGAGUCAAUGGAUGGACUGGUCGAUGUCUCUCAAAAGGGGGAAAGGAAGUAAUGAUCAAAUCCAUUUUACUCGCUCUUCCGACAUACGUUAUGUCGACGUUUCUGCUCCCAUUGGAGAUUUGUGAAAACCUCGCUAGUGCCAUUGCACAAUUUUGGUGGAGCUCGAAUCCACCAAAAAGAGGAAUACACUGGGCGAAAUGGGAAAAUGUUUGUUUACCAAAAGAGGAGGGCGGUAUUGGUUUUCGUUUAAUUCAUGAGUUCAAUCUAGCACUACUGGCAAAGCAAUUAUGA